Messenger RNA from Trifolium pratense (red clover), 1710 nucleotides. RefSeq names its product protein FAR1-RELATED SEQUENCE 5-like. Bases 1 to 1710 code for a protein of 569 amino acids. Gene Ontology annotation, biological process: regulation of DNA-templated transcription. Lineage: Eukaryota; Viridiplantae; Streptophyta; Magnoliopsida; Fabales; Fabaceae. The transcript has 2 exons. The record is from RefSeq and is a predicted model, not a curated record.
AUGGAAAACUAUGAUGAGUCUGCUGAUGUUGAUGUUGAUGUUGAUUCCAUUCAUUCAAGUGAACGUGAUUCAUGGGACGAGGAGUUGGACGAUGAAGAAAGUUAUUCGAUAUCUAAUAUGAAUCAAAGUUCAGUGGAUGGCGAUCAUUCAGCUGAUAAUGGCAAUGAUGAUGGAGAUGCAGUUGGAUGCAAUAGCCAGAUAAGGUUUGAUACCAUAACUGCUGAAGAAAUUCGUUCUAUGGAAUUUGCCACUCUUAAUGAAGCUUAUGACUUUUAUUACCGUUAUGGUAAGUAUAAUGGUUUUGCUGUUAGGAAAGGUGAUAGUAGGGUAAGAGGUAGUGAAGGUAAUAAAGUAAUAAAAAUGAAGCAGUUUGUAUGCAACAAACACGGUGUAAGAGAGAAGAGACACUUAGUUAGGGUAGAUAGGAAAUUAGAACAUAGACGGUUGACCCGCACUAAAUGUGGAGCCAGGCUUCGUGUGAAAUACAAAGCUGAAAAAGAUAGAUAUGUAGUUUCAGCUUUUGAAGAGACUCAUAACCAUGAAUUAACCCCAGCUAGGUUUGUGCACUUACACCCCGUAUAUCGUAAAAUUUCUGAAGUAGAUAAGGCUCAGGUGGAUAGUCUUCAGAAACGUGGCAUUAGAACAUGUCAUAUAAUGGGGUACAUGGUUGCACAGAAGGGUGGAUAUGCUGAUGUUGGUUUUACAAAGAAAGAUUUGUACAACUAUUUUGAUAAAAAAAUGCGUGCUGUUAUUAAAGAUGGUGAUGUUGCCGCAGCUUUAAACUACCUGAAUAUGAAGUCGUCUAGUGAUCCCAUGCUUUAUGCUGAGUAUGCUGUAGACAACGUUAAUGGAAGAAUGAAGACUCUUUUUUGGGCUGAUGGGAUUAGUAGGACCGACUAUUUUUGUUUUGGUGAUGUGCUUGCAUUUGACACGACUUACAGGAAGAACAAGUACAACUAUCCGUUGGUUGUAUUUUCAGGGUGUAACCACCACUCUCAAACAGUAAUUUUUGGUGCUGCAUUGGUGUCAGAUGAAACGACGGAGACGUAUAAGUGGGUGUUGAGGUGUUUCCUAGAAUGCAUGGAAGGUAAACAACCAAAAGCGGUGGUAACAGAUGGGGAUGGGGCAAUGAGAGAGGCCAUAAAACAGAUAUUUCCCGAUGCUAACCAUAGGUUAUGUGCUUGGCAUUUGAAUAAGAAUGCAAGUGAGAAUGUGAAGAACGGAAAUAAUUUUUUGGACGGUUUUUCAAAGGCCAUGUACUCAAAUUUUACAAUAGAUGAAUUUGAAGAGUAUUGGUCACAAAUGAUUAAAGAAAAUGGAGUGCAAGGACAUCCUUGGGUAGUCAAAACGUACGAGAAUAGGUCACUGUGGGCUACUGCAUAUCUACGAGAUAAUUUUUUUGGACGUAUAAGAACUACGUCGCAGUGCGAAGCUGUUAAUGCAAUAAUUAAGAGUUAUGUCAGGAAGCAAGGAUGCAUUUUUGAAUUUAUGAACAACUUUGAUCAGGCUUUGAGAGAUUAUAGAAAUAAUGAGUUGGUUGCUGAUUUUAAAUCAUCGUCUACAGAUCCUGUGUUGUCGACGCAACUGCAUGUGAUUGAGAGUCAUGCUGGUAAAAUAUAUACGGCGGAGCUUUUCAAAGAAGUUAGACAUGAAAUAUUGAAAGCCGGUGAAUUGAUAGUUAGGGAGAAAAGCGAAGUCGGGGAGGUUUGA